GCUGGAGAGCCGCGCGGACGAGUGGCUUGCCGAUCUGGAGAAUAUUUACCUGGAAGCGUGCGUGUGUCUCCCCGAACUAGUCUCGGACCAGGUCAAUGUACGGAGGAGAAACAACUCGGAGAAGGCUGCGUUGGAGCUGAAACGCACGCGGUUGGUGCCGUUCCCGGCUGACCGAGUGGCGGAAGUCAUGUGGGACGUGGUGAAGGUGGGCAUGCCCAAGGACGAGAGGAAUACAGCCAAGCGGUCCGACGAUCUGUGUGAUGAAGCGCUUCCGUAUCCCCGAAGGGUUUAUCGUCGUGGUCGAAGGAAUCACCGCGUGGCUCGAUCGCCCCGGGUCCUCGGACGAGUGGGAACAAGUGACGCGAGACUCUGGCUGGGGGGUCGUGCACCCGAUUGCUUCGGACGGACCGUCACCAGGAAUCUGCCAGUUGCAGACUGGAUUGUAUCUCCAGGAGAACGAACACGGGGGCAACUUGCCCUACAUGUCCAAGAACAGCCCCGUGCUGCUCUCUCGCCCUGUGAGCGAAGUCUUGGUUCCGAUGCGCAAGGACUGCCACCAACAAAUGGACAAUAAGAUGCUAGAACCGUCGAGUUAGGCAGGCGUGAAUGCCUGAAGUCGUAGGUGAAAGUAGUCUUACCACCGCAUCGUUUGGCGCGCACGUGUCGCGCCC
Messenger RNA from Phytophthora sojae, 671 nucleotides. RefSeq lists its product as hypothetical. NCBI's taxonomy places the organism in Eukaryota, Oomycota, Peronosporomycetes, Peronosporales, Peronosporaceae. The transcript has a single exon. Bases 261 to 596 code for a protein of 111 amino acids. The record is from RefSeq and is a predicted model, not a curated record.